UUUAUUGAAUGAAACGAAUUCUCAAGGGAAUUACAGUACCACAGGUACUGGUUAAUUUAAUCAGUCUAUGAACCCAACCUUUAGUGUCCCUUCAAAUGAUAACCUGAAGUACAUUUGUAGGUUAUAAGGCUAGGUUUAAUUCCAAACCAGAUUAAGGCUAGGUGCGGGGUCUCCUUGUCCUGUUUGUGAUUACUGCAAGAAAGUAAGACAUGUAACGUCUCAAUGUUAUUUCCUUCAGCGCAGGGAGCAAAGACAAAAGCAGUCAGUUCUUCUAUGUCAGCUAUGUCAAAGCCUAGUCAGGAACUUAGUGAUAUCGUGGAAGAACCUAAACUGUAUAUUGAGGUUUAGAGCUCAGAGUCUGAUAGUGUAUUGGAGAAGUGCUCUCCCUUCGAUUCUGAAGGUUUUGUUUCAUUUGUUCAUUUAGUGAUACUGCCAACUUGAAACUCAUUACGAUUUUACGUAAUACUUGACCUUCUAAUUCUUUGUUAUUCGAUGGCGUAGUGCUUUUGUCAGAAGAUUUCUUGUGCUGUAAGUGUUCUGCUUUAGAGUGUAAAAUUCUGUGAUGUUAAUGUGCCUCUUCAUUGUGUUUAUCGUAAGAUAGACUUGGUUACUGGGCCUGUAACUGUUGGUGUUAGAACAGAACUUCCUAUAGUCCGUUUCACGGUUAUCCAAGAGUUUUCUCCCCUGUAACGUUUUUCGCCCUAUGUGCGCAGGUGCGGAAUGUCAUGUCGCUUCCGGAUAGUUUACCGGAUAGUUGUCAAAUGCAAAAAUGUAAACAGCUAUGGGGAAGAUUUAUUGUUGUGUAACAGGUUGCUCAAACUACAGCGGAAAAUUAAUUGACAACAGGAAGGUAUCACUGCAUCGAUUUCCUGUGGACAGCAAGAUUUCAAGAGCCUGGGAGCAACGGGUUAAGUGUUUUAGGAAGAACUUUACAUUAAAAAACACCACUCGUUUGUGUAGUGAACAUUUUGUUGGGAUAGGUGGUCCGUCUGCAGAAUAUCCGAUCCCGAGUGUUUUCCCUCAAAAAACCUUCAAAACAUCCAAGAUUUCUGAUUCCCUGUGCACACCACACAUAAUUUUAAAAGGGGAAGAUGAUAAUUCUUCUGGAGAGAAUGAAGAUGGUGUUCUGCAGAGCUCUCUCCAUGCCAACAUUUCUUUUCUGGAGACCUCAGUGUUUAUGCAUGACUAUGCAGGAGUAAUUUCAGAGAACCAUGUGUGUUCCCAGACUAAUAAGUCUGAGCAAACAGAUGAUGUUGUGAUACUGUCAAGGGAGGAGUUUGAAGAACUCUGCUGUCUUCCACACCCUUCAGAAGAAGAGACAAAACAAAACACUGUUGAUGUAGGAAUUCAGUGCAAAUUACCAGACAUAACUAUUGAGGACAUCAAAAACAAUGAUGAUGAUGUGAUGUUUUACACUGGACUCCCAUCCUUUCCUGCUCUCAUUAUGAUUUUGAGCCGUCUAAAAACCCGCGCAAACAACAUGUCUUACUGGAGGGGCAACCAUUCAGCUGGCGAGAAAAGGUAUCAGAGAAGUGGAAAACAGAAACCCGGACCAAAAAGGAAACUGAGAAUUGAAGAUGAAUUUCUCCUAGUGAUGAUGAGAUUACGACUUGGUUUGUUGUUGGAGGACCUAGCCAGAAGAUUUUGUAUCAGUGUGACAACUUGCUGCAACAUUUGGCGAACGUGGGUGCAAUUUUUGGCUCAGGAUCUGGUUCCUUUGCUUAUGUUUUGGCCAAGUAAGGAAGCAGUCCAAAGUAACAUGCCAGCCACAUUUAGGAGACGAUAUCCAAAUACACGUGUUAUACUGGACUGUACCGAGAUACGGACAGAGACACCAGAAUCUACCAGAGCUAAGUCACUGCUGUAUUCAAACUAUAAGUCUCAUAUGACCUGGAAGGUUUUGGUAGGCAUCACACCAGCUGGAGUGCCUAGUUUGGUGACAUCUUGUUAUGCUGGCAGCAUCUCAGACAAAAAGAUUACAGAGAAGUCUGGAGUGGUAGAUAUGUGUGAUGAUGGUGAUGCAAUCAUGGUGGACAAAGGAUUUCUUAUAUCAGACAUGACUACUCCUAAGAACAUCCAACUGAUCAUACCACCAUUCAAGAGGAAACAUAGAAAAUUCUCCAGGAGGGAGGUGGAAACAACCCGACGAAUCGCAAAUCUUCGUAUUCAUGUUGAGCGACAGAUGCAACGUAUCAAACUCUUUCGUAUACUGAACGGUGUAAUGCCUAUCAGCUCUGCAGAUACAGCUUCAAAUGUUUUUAAGAUCUGUACAGCACUGACAAUACUGUAUCCCCCUCUGAUUCGCGGAUAACUAUAACUUUUACUCUUAUUACUUGUUGAUACAGAACAAUUUUCUGGACAGUUGUGUUGUAUAAUUUCUCAAUAUCAAUGCAUGAUAUAAUAUAGUCAUCAAGUUCAAAUCCAACUAUGAUAUUUAAAUAAUUUUAAAUCAUAAGGGUGGAUAAUUUGUGUUUUGAGUACAUGCUGAGUCAUCAGAAGAACACAUAACCAUAAGAUGCAAGUAAUAGGUGUUAAAUCAAGUUCAAUCUUUGGAUGAUAUAUAUUUAUCAAUAGUAAUCCUUAUAAUUAGCACUUUUGAGAAAUUGUGUUUUUUUUUGUAUAUAUAUAUGUACUUCUGAUGUAAUAUAUACAGAAUAUGAAAGUUAUGUUCAGAACUACCAUGUAUUUACUAGAUCUGCAUACAUGUGAAAGUGUACAUGUCUUAUUUUACAGUACGCUGGAGAGCCGGGUUCAAACAACUUGUGCUUCAAAGUUUAUGACACCUUCAUACAUGUGUAAAUCUUGAUUGUGAUCUGAUCAUCAGAUACUGUACAUUAAUUUCUAAUUUCAUUAUCAUAUGAGAAAUAACUGUGAAUAAAUCAUCUGAAAUCUACUUCAAAGUUAACAAUGAUGGCCUUGAAUAUAUAGGUCAAGGCUGAACUAUCUGGAAGUAUAUCAGAUUAAAAUUAAUUAAGACAAUCUUCUUGCUAAUGAGUUGGUUAAGUUCAAGUUUUAAUCUUAAACAUUUCUAUUUCAGGAAUACUAAGAUUCAUUAAAGUGUUAAAUGUUAUGUUAUUGCAGAUGAUCCUGGAUAGGAUUUCCAUCCACUACUUGCCCAGGUGUGAUGAGUCUUGAUAUUUGUGAAAGU
Messenger RNA from Pecten maximus, 3148 nucleotides. RefSeq lists its product as uncharacterized. Lineage: Eukaryota; Metazoa; Mollusca; Bivalvia; Pectinida; Pectinidae. The transcript has 2 exons. The coding region runs from base 782 to 2311 and encodes 509 amino acids. The record is from RefSeq and is a predicted model, not a curated record.